Molecule: messenger RNA, 9553 nt
Organism: Peromyscus leucopus (white-footed mouse)
Lineage: Eukaryota; Metazoa; Chordata; Mammalia; Rodentia; Cricetidae
Gene: Gpatch2
Product: G-patch domain containing 2
Exons: 10
Coding region: 100-1461 (453 amino acids)
Molecular function (GO): nucleic acid binding
Source: RefSeq, a predicted model, not a curated record
CUCAAAAUGCUGAAGUGCUGUGUGGAAGUGGCCGGGGCUGCGGGAGUUGGAGUCGGUCCUCGGGCCUGAGCCUCGAGGCCGCGCUCCCGGGUGUCGUUGAUGUUCGGGGCCGCCGGGCGCCCAGCGAUCGGAGCCGCCGCCGCCGCCGGGAAGAGCUGGCAUUUCAGCCGAACAAUGGAAGAACUUGUUCACGAUCUUGUCUCUGCACUGGAAGAGAGCUCUGAGCAAGCCCGAGGUGGGUUUGCUGAAACAGGAGAUCAUUCUCGAAAUCUAUCUUGCCCUCUGAAACGCCAGGCCAGGAAAAGGAGAGGGAGGAAGCGUAGGUCCUAUAAUGUUCACCACCCUUGGGAGACAGGUCACUGCUUAAGUGAAGGCUCUGAUUCUAGUUUAGAAGAACCAAGUAAGGACUAUAGAGAGAACCACAACAGUAAGAAAGAUCAUAGUGACUCUGAUGACCAAAUGUUAGUGGCAAAGCGCAGGCCAUCUUCCAACUUAAAUAACGGUGUUCGAGGUAAAAGACUUCUGUGGCAUGAGUCUGAUUUUGCUGUGGACAACCUUGGGAAUAGAACUCUCCGCCGUAGGAGGAAAGUGAAGCGCAUGGCAGUGGAUCUCCCGCAGGACAUCUCCAGCAAAAGGACAAUGACCCAGCUGCCUGAAGGCUGUAGAGAUCAGGACAUGGACAACGAUAGAGCUUACCAAUAUCCAGAGUUUACCCGGAAUAAAGUUAAAAAAAGGAAGUUGAAAGUGAUUAGACAAGGACCAAAAACCCAAGAGGAAGGAGGAGGUUUGGAAAGUGAAGAAAUAAGCCAGGCCAAUAAAGACAAAAUGGAGUACGAAGAACAAAAAGUCUCAGAUGAGCUCAUGAGUGAAAGUGACUCCAGCAGCCUCAGCAGCACUGACGCCGGGUUGUUCACCAAUGACGAGGGAAGACAAGGUGAUGAUGAACAGAGUGACUGGUUCUAUGAGAAGGAGUCUGGUGGAGCCUGUGCUAUUGCUGGAGUUGUGCCCUGGUGGGAGAAGGAAGACCCUGCAGAACUAGACAGAAACGUGUCCGACCCCGUGUUUGAAAGUAUCCUAAGUGGUUCUUUUCCCCUCAUGUCACAUCCUGGCAGACGAGGUUUCCAAGCUAGACUCAGUUGCCUCCAUGGAAUGCCUUCAAAGAAUAUUAAAAAAUCUGGAGGGGCUCCACCUUCAAUGACGUCUGCUCCUGGCCCCGUCAGUAACAAGAGGAUGGUUCACUUUUCUCCAGAUGCCCAUCACCAUGACCACUGGUUUAGCCCUGGGGCUAGGACGGAGCAUGGCCAGGCAAACAAGCAUGCAUUUAGGAUCCUUGUGCACAGGAGACAUCAAAAGGAGAAGAAAAGCUGCCCCUUUGCCUGGACCCACUACAGCAGGAACUGUCUUCCCUGGAGUACUGUGGUGAGAAGUGGGCUGACUAGGACAAGACAGAAAGAGAAAUGAUCUACAUUGGUACUGUAAAAUGAAGUUGUUAGCAAGGAAUACUUUGAAUUUUUUUGUAGGAAACUAUUAUUAGUUCAUAAAGAACUGAAAUAAUAAAGCACAGUGUUGAGAACAUUAUUUCUAAUGCCAUUGUCUGUAUAUUUUCUUCUUAACCUCCUGUUAUCUCUUCCAAUGUCUUUCUGUUUGUGGUUUUGUGGUGGUCAGUAUUGAACCGAAGGCCUUCUGCACACCAGACAAGUGCUCUGCCACUAGGCUACAUCUCCAGCCCUUCUCUCCUAACUUCAAAGUCGUGAAAAUACCACUGAAAUCUUCUGGAGGUAUUAUGUUCAGUGACAGAGUGCUUACAGAGCCUGCAUGGAGCUCUGGGUUGGACCCACUGGAGUGACAUAGAAUUAACGUUUAAUAGCACAGUUCAUUUCUUUUAAGCUCUGGGAAUUUUCAGUGUCUCAAAAAAUUGUUAAAGAAAACUUUGGCAGUGUAUCUGACUCACAAAUGUAUUCAGAACUGAGUGACCUGCUCUUCCACACGUCCAUGGUUUUGUUUCCUCUGGAACUGGAAUGAACUGACCUUCAGUUCUCUCUCCAGCUGGGAUUUUGUGGCCAGGGCAGCAUGGCUCACUUUCUCUCAUAUUUUGUAAUAUCCAUCAAACUGAAAAGGCACUUCACUUUUUUGUGGUAACAGGAUCUUUUCUUCCACAAAAGUGAAUAGAGUUGUUAUAGUAUGUGGUUUUUGUUUUAGUUCAACAGGUACUAAAAACUCACUAUGUAACAGGCUUACAGUAAUGAAAAGCCAGCCAACAAGUGGACCAGGAAGGCUCCUUCUGCUGAGUCCAUCCAGAAUAAGGACUCAUUACACACUUGACACCUUAAGGAGCCUUGGAUUUGUGUCUGGCGAGUCCCUGCCAUACCUGCCAGGAUUAUGAUCUACUAUUGCCACCCCGAGUCUUAUCUGUACAUCAGCUUUGUCACCUGGCUUUGAAUCAUCACAUAGUUUAAAUCAUCCCGGAUUCUCAGCUCUCAGUGCUGCAUCGCCAGAAUCCCAGCUGUUUACUCCUUCAGUUUUGAGGACAUUUAGGCAACAACAGAAGGGGGUCUUUGUGUUUCUGUAGUCGAUAGCUCCCCCACCUUGGUGUGACUUUUCCCAAUAAAUCAUGCACUUUAGCAAUGCACAUAGUACUUGACUUUUCAGCCUGAAGAUUAUUAAAACAUGACCCCAAAUAGAAACAGCCCAGUUAUCUUCAGUCUGGUUGCACAUUUUGCUAUUCAAGUUCUAAUGGCUGGGUAUGGCACAUGGCUGUAGUCCUGGCCCUUGGGAAGUCAAGGUAGGCAGGAGAAUCAGGAGUUCAAGACCAGCCUCAGCUACAGAGCAAGUUUGAAGCCAGCCUGGGCUACAGAAAAUUCUGUCUCAAUUAAAAAAAAAAAAAAAAGUAAUCUAAGAAAUGUUAAUUUCUUCUAGCACCAUUGUUUAGUAAAUAUAGAAUGAAAAAUAAAACUGACUGAAGAUAUACUUUUCAGAAUUAAACAGUUCUGAAAUCUCUCUAAUCAAAUGAACUUGUUCAUAUAGCAGAAGUGCACAGUGGGCUGGACAAAGGAACCUGGAAAGAAGGGGAAAGAGGACAGAGCAUGUUCUGCUAAGUAGCCAACUGGGAUUCUGACGUUCUACAUUGGUGGUGGAUGUAGUUCUUUACAGAACCAGUGUAGGUGAUCUGUGCUCGGCGGAAGAGGUAUGCUGUUCCCAAAAGAGCUUUUGGGCAUGUGUGAAGCACUUAGGAGCACAUAUUAAACAUGGGAAGUCUAAAAUGCAAAACCACAACAUUCCUAACAAUACACUUCUAUAGUGUGCAUGUAGCUUUUAGUCACAUUGGUUUGUAGUCCAUGAGCCUUGAUUCUUGACUCACAUCUUCGUAUACCUGUGCUUCCAUCCCGUUAUAUCUAAUGCCUUUCCUACUUUGAAAACACAUUCUGGCCUAUUCUCAUGACAUAAUAUCACAGGACAAUUCCCAGACUGAGAGACAAAUUGCCAAGCACACUGCAAGCCCUGUGCUUUCUGACUCUCAGGCCAUUGUGUUUCUCCAUGAGACCCCUUAACAACUCAGCUAGAAACAAGCGGCAGAUUUUCCCUCCCCGACUCAGUGAGUAAUUGUCUGCGCCGCAGUGACAGAUGUGCAAUAUAGCAGCUUCUUCAGGAAAAAAUUAACAGUUUGUCCAGCAUGUCAGCUCGCUCUUUUUAGUGCUUGGGAGGUCUUGGCCCCAUUACGGAUGAUUUAGAAAUUGAGGCAAGCGAAGACCAGUGGCCUGUUCUGAAAGCCUUCGUUAGUUGGCCUCAUCUGCAUUCCAGGACUUGCUCACAUCCAGAAAUUGGUGGAGCCCCUCUGGCCACAAGAUGAGUAUGGGCUGACAAUGCCUUGAUUUGUUGAGAGAGAAUAAAUGGAUUUUCCAGAAGAUGAGGAAAUAUCACCAUUACUGGCCAAUUUACAGCAUUUUAUCUGUUCUUCAAACAUGUCACUUUUGUUAUUGUUGCAUGGUAAUUACAUAGUGAAACGGAAAGAAAACAAAUUCUGGUUACGUAUUCAGAUGGGUUGCAAAAUCAUAUAAUCCUGAUAAAUGCCCAUUUAUGAUACACAUGGAUGAAAGGUUCAUUUUAAUUUUGAAUGGCUAGCUCAGCCAUGAAGAGGAUAUAGGAUUAAAUUCCAGAGAAUCUGACUACAUCAAACAAAUAGUCUUUCUCUCCAUUUGUUCCUCCAUUCAGGGAGGUGCCAUAAGGCAUUUUCACAGACAGGACGGUCUUGACAACACAGGCGUGCACUGAGAAUUACAUUAUCAGAAGAAUAAGAAUUCUUGGAGCACCAUCUUGCUCCAGGAACCAGUCCCUUCUAAGGGAUUCUUGGGAAGGCAGAAGACUUUGAGUGAAGAGCCAUCUUGAAAAGUAACCCGUUGUUUUUUAUCAGCUCCGCAGUCGCAUCGUCUACUUAGAGACUAUAGAAAGUGCAUGCUGUUCCUUAUAUUCCUCCUAAGGUGGCUUCUAGCUCUCCCCAGGCCAGUUAGUGUAAAGGACUGUGAGGUUAAGUGUGCCGAUAAGAAGGAAGCAGAUGGGAACAAAGGGAGCAGCAUCCCAGGGCCACUUCUACAGCAUCAGCUCUUAGGAUGGAUCCAUCCAAGGAGCCUUCAUACUCACUUGAGUUGAGCUCAUAUAGCUGUCUCCUGGCUCCCAGCAAGGGCAUGGCAAAGAAAGGAAGGAGAUUUGCCAGCACUUAACUUCCUUAGCUGAGGAGGGGCACAGAUCACUUUCUGGUCCUCCUCCUUUGACCACUUAGACACACUGUAUCAUGGAAUCUCCCCACAGCAGGAGAGCACAUGGGUAUUUAAUGUACAGGAACUGUUUCUACCAUGUGUCCCUAGUUAUGUGUCCAGACUUAAAUAUCAAAGUAGUACAGUCAGCAUUUCAUUGACUCUCAGACACCAUCAGUGUUGAGAUGUACCUUAUUUUUAUGGAGAGGCAGGUAGAGAAAGGAUCAGGAAGGUUUCUCUCCUCUACCCAUGGCAACAUGCUUCCCAGCUGUAAGGUGAUGAAAAUGUUUCUAUGUUUUGAACAAUGAAAUAUUUUUAGAAAUGAGGACUGUCAGAAAGUGCAUGGUGAGAUGGGACUAGAGCUGCUCCUUAAAGAAUGACAGACAGCUUUACUUGGGGCUGCUACUGUGUGUGCUGGCUGAUGCAUAGAUGCUGCAGUACAAAUACUCCCCACUGGCCCCAGUGUCCAUCCCUGACACUGUGAAUGGGGUCUGGUCUUGGUGUUUUCAAACACUUUGCUGAAUUCAGGGAUAAUAGUAACUACCUUGGAAGUUGUAAGGACUGAGUGAAGCUACACGUCUGGCACAUAAUAGGUCCUUUUUGUGCUGCUAAAGAGGUGGUGAGUUCUUCCUGUUUGUAUACUCCUGUCUAGAGAGUUGAAGGAGAGGUUAGACAGAGGGGUUAACUCACUCACAUGAAGUAAGUUUUCUGAUUCCGUAGCAACGGAAGUACAUGCCUUUAGUAAUCAGCUUCUAUGACUCCAGAUGAGGUUAGGUUUUUAAAAAUAUAUUCAGAGCUGGAGAGGUAGAUCAGUGUUUAAGAGAGUUUAGUGUUCUUGCAGGGGACCCAGAUUUGGUUCUCAGCACCCCCGUUAGACAGCUCACAAAGGCCUGUAUCUCAAGCUCCAGGACAUCUGGCAUCCUUUUGUGGCCUUUGAUGGCACCCAGAUACAGGUGCAUAUACACAGACAUGUGCGUACACAUCAAGAAAAACAAAUCUCUAAAAAAAGAAAUGCAUUAAAUUGGAAAUAUGUAAACAGUAAAAAUAGAGAAUUCAAUCACUAACGGCCAAUGAAAAACUUGUUACUGGCUGUCUAUAUCUACUGUGGAAACAUCAGCAUGCCUUCCUUGGCCUCUGACUCACUGUGGCUCUCUUGACCUCUGCUGUUACUCUCAUAGGCCCAGGAGUGUGAAAUACAGAGCCUGCACCAGACCUGGUAGGGAAGACAGCGGAUUCAGGACUCAGAAAACCACUGUUUCUAUAAUUUUCUCAGCCUGAAAUUCUGUCUUUUCACAGUGUUUUUGAGAGUGUAUUCUAGAACAGUGCCUAUCAGACUGCAGCAUGUAAGAAUCACCAGGAGAACACUUUUUUAAAAUUGAUAUUUUCAAACUCUGUUCUCAAAGAGGUGCCUGAGAAUAAGGAGGCAAUUGAGGCUUUCCUGAAAGAACUGGGUGUGGUGUCAUCAAACUUCUGCCCAUAGCCAGGCACGGGCUUUGCUAGUGGAACCUGCUGGACCACUACCCCAUGCCUUUCCUGAGAACUCUCAGCUUUACCACCCUUCAACCCUCUGCUGAAGAACUAAGGCCAAGAGAGUUCAUCUGGUCUUGUUAUGACUGGUGUCUUGAAUGGAAGAGCCAUUGUCAAGAAGAGAAGGAAGAGUAUAAAUGGACCAAAGGAAUGAGUGAGGAGAGAGAACAGAGGAAGGUGAGUUCCUUGUGGCCUCAGAGACCUUUUCUGUGGAAAGCGUGGCCUCUCUUCCUUGGGACCAACUCUACGAAUUGGACAGGAUAUCGACCUAGGCUUCUUGUUAAACACAUGAACCAAGGGGUGAGUCCUUCGCAUCAUGCCGAAAUCUGCCGUGUUGUGAAGGGACACGGGAUCCCUUUAGAUGGCUCUCUCAACUGCUUAUUUACAGAUCAUUAAAUACUUAAGGGGGUGGGAAGAAGCUGAAGUAGCCAGACCAGUAUUUAUUAAAUAUCCAUCAUAGAUUCGGAUAAAACAAAUUUGAAGUCUUAAUAACAGUCAAUUGUCCCGUUUUAGUUUUUAUGUGAGCACACAAGAAAGUAAAAUAGCCUGUCUGGUUAAUAUGGGACUCCGGAGCAUUCUACCAUGGUUAUAAUUCUUUCCUGAGGACUUAGUCUUGAUCCCAUAAGGCUCCCCUUUAUCUUAUAAUAAAUGUCCCUUUUUGCACAGGCUAAAUUAAGAGGCUUCCUGUUACAUUCAUAUAAUACUAAUUCUCUGCUGGAUGUUGGAUAAUAUUUAAAUGCAUUAUAAAACACUGAAAAGUACCACUAUACUUGACCUAUUGGAUUCCCUCUGAUUGUGCAGUCAGCUAAGAAUGUACAGUUUUAAAGGUGCGGUUAUACCUUCUAAUGCUUUAAUAAAGUUCUAUCUUGUGGCAAAAGAGCAUGUUAAAGGACUCAGCCUCAUAUUUCCUUUUUAUUUUUAUUUUUUUAAAUUGAGCCUGACUCUAUCCAGCAUUAACCCUGCCAUUCCUAUCUAGAGAAGGCCCAUUAUUUCAAAGGAGGACUCUAAAGUUGGAAAAUAAUCAGAGUGCCGCUGUACUUUUUAAAUAGGUUAAUGGACAUAUGAUAUGUGGCAUUUUUCACUGAACCGUUUUACAGUUUUUACAGAAUAAAAUGGAGCAUAGCAAAGCUGUAAAAGGCCAUUUGAACUCAUGUCCUUAGUCUUCCUGUCCCAUCUGGGACUUCUGGUUUAUCACAGCCAAGCAAGGAAACCUACUGUUGUUUGCUGGCGGAGGAGAGUGCUGGCUACUGUUGGAGUCCUUCAUUGGCAACUGUCCCAAUUCAUAUAACCGCCUCUCCACCUGCUUCCAACCUGUCACUAGGAGGCCCAGGGCUCCUUCCAUCAGGAAGAAGCAACCAGACAGCAGAGGCCAGACAGCAAAGAAUAAGUCAGCAAGUUACAGAGGAGCAGUGGCCAGAGGUUGGAUGACCUGAGUUCAAAUCUGGUCUGUCCCACACCAGUUCAGGAAACGCGCAUGACUUUUGGUUUGGGUGUCAAGAUUUACAAAUGAAGCUAGACAAGAGGAAGAAUUGACACUGGUUGUUGCCUCUAGGCAGGGAUUGCUGCAUCUUUUUCCAGUGAACUUCACAGGCAACUGUUAACACCUCACUUUAGUCCCUGUUUACAAAGACUAAAUGGCACUUCCUUAGUGCAGUAGAAUUAGAAAAAGUCUCAUUCCUAAAUGAUCAGAAAGUCUAAAUUAUGUAAUACUUAAGGAUAUAUAAUGCUAUAUUCUUUACAGGUGACUUAUUAGCAAUUCAAAUUAAUACUGCAGAAAAGCUAGUUGUGUAAACUAAUAUUUUAAUCUGCUUAUAUUAUAGUGUAUAGUAUCAAAGGUUUUUAAAUGUUUUAUUUCUUUUGAUACUAUUUUACCCUGUAACUUAUGUCUAAUGGUAUCUUCAAAAUACAAUAUAGUGUACCAGCAUUCUAGCCCAGCUCAUUUGCAGCUAAGAUAAAUUCAGACUUGAUAGGGUCCACACAGGGAACAUCCAACAGUAGCCCCUAACAUACACACCUCAGGACAUGCUGGUCUCAUGCUCACAAAAACAGAAUACUAACUGGGCAGCAUGGUCUUGGCCAGCAACCCAAGCUGACUUCCCAGAACGGUGAAGAAAGGGUGGCUCUUCUUUCAAAGACCUGGGGUCUGGGACCACAGCCUUCAUGCUGUAUACAGUCUGAAGAACUGGAAUGAGUUGAGAGAAAAUUAAGACAGGCGAUGAAAGGCUAUGGAUACUGACUAAGAAAAACAACAGCAAAGAAUAAUGCCGUUUUCUGAGUAGUGGCUACAGGCGAGGCCCAACAACCCCAAGAAAACUAGAAGGAAAUGAACACUAGGAAGGGAUGGAGUUCUUUCAAAGUACCCUUUGUCUAGAACAAGAAAACUAUUUUGUUUAAACACAAAUACCAAUACAGCAGAGGAGGCUUUGUGAUGAGGAAUCAGAAUGUCAUCUGUUUGACAGAUAACAUUAAAACAACCAAAGGAAGGCCUAACAGGAAAUCAGCCUAAAUUAGCCGAAGCCUGUAGUGGUCAGGUGUAACAGCUCAGCCAGGCUCUGAGCAGAAAUAGCCUAACCUACCUAGAGUUCACUAUCUUUCUGCAUGUCCAAAUCAGCGAUGCAAUAGAUAAGGCCAGGAAAUGCUUAUUGGUAUCGUUAAUACAAGGCUUGACUGUGACCUUUCUUGGAUCUAUGGUGGGAGUGAGUUUGUUGAGACAAAGUUUCAACUAUGCAGUGCAGGCUGCCCUGGAAUGAGAUGAUCCUGCUUCAGACCUCAGCCUUCUGAGUGCUGGAGUCACAAGUGUACGCUGCUAUACCUGGCUUUAGAUCCAUUCUUUAAUAUGACUUUUGCAUCUGUGAAAAUAAAGCAUCUCGCAGGUCGUUAGGCUAGGUAAACGGCUCAUUGCAGAGCAAAAUGAGAUCAAUGACAGUCGUAUUCUGUCAGUGCAGAAUGUGCCCUCUCCCUGUCCUCUAAUUAAAUGCCACUUGCUAGGUAUUUAUGGAGCAUACGCCAUAUGGCUACUGUGAGUACUGUAUGAGUUUCAUACAGUACUCACUGCCCAUAAGAGACUUAGGAUCUUUUUUAGAAACAUAAAUUCAGCAGUGAUAUUCAAAACAGUCCAUAAGUAGACUGGCCCCAGCAUUGGCCAAUGGGCACAGAAACCAAUCUUAUCUAAACAGAUGUACCUCAAGGAUUCAUGCCAUGAACACAAGCUCUGCUCACAUUGGACUUGAGAGAGAGAGAGAGAGAGAGAGAGAGAGAGAGAGAGAGAGAGAGAGAGA